Molecule: messenger RNA, 945 nt
Organism: Sorex araneus (European shrew)
Lineage: Eukaryota; Metazoa; Chordata; Mammalia; Eulipotyphla; Soricidae
Product: olfactory receptor 52B4-like
Exons: 2
Coding region: 1-945 (314 amino acids)
Biological process (GO): G protein-coupled receptor signaling pathway
Cellular component (GO): membrane
Molecular function (GO): G protein-coupled receptor activity; olfactory receptor activity
Source: RefSeq, a predicted model, not a curated record
AUGACUACCUUAAAUCACACUGGUUUUAGCCAUACAGUCUUCCGCCUGUUGGGCAUCCCUGGGCUUCAGGACAUGUACAUAUGGAUUUCCAUCCCCUUCCUCAUAUCCUACACCAUCUCUGUGCUUGGGAACUGUCUUAUCAUCUUCAUUAUCGUCACAAGGCGCAGCCUUCAGGAGCCCAUGUACCUCUUCCUCUGCAUGCUGUCUGGGGCAGAUAUCAUCCUCUCCACGAGCAUUAUACCUCAGGCCCUGGCCAUCUUCUGGUUCAACGCUGGAGAGAUCUCCCUCAAUGGCUGCCUCACUCAGAUUGUUUUCACCUCUUUGACCUUCAUGUGUGAGUCAGGUAUUUUGCUGGUGAUGGCCUUUGAUCGCUACAUUGCCAUCUGCUACCCACUGAGAUACACCACAAUUUUGACCCAUGCACUCAUUGGGAAAAUUGGUGUGAUCAUCUUUCUGAGAAGUUAUUGCACUGUUUUGCCUGUUCUUUAUCUUGUGAAAAGAUUGACUUUCUGUAAAAACAACAUCAUCCCCAAUACUGUUUGCAAACACAUUAUCUUGGCCCGUCUUUCCUGUAAUGACAUAAGAAUAAACAUUUGGUAUGGUUUUAUUAUCCUAAUCGUGACCUUGUUCUUAGACAUUGUGCUGGUUUUUCUUUCCUAUAUGUUGAUUCUCCGAGCUAUCUUCCGCAUGCCCUCCCGAGAGGCUCGAGCCAAAGCUCUCAAUACCUGUGGCUCCCACGUCUGUGUCAUCCUCCUCUUUUACGUCCCAGGGAUCUUCUCAGUCCUCACUCAGCCGUUUGGACGCUACAUCUCACUUGCUGUUCAAGUCGUGCUGGGCAAUAUCUACAUUCUCAUUCCACCUAUGCUAAAUCCCAUCAUUUAUGGGAUUAAAACGAAACAGAUCCGGGAACAAUUGGUUCAUGUGCUAAUUCCAAAGCGGAAAUGA